UGGUUCUUCGUUCAUUAACCGUUUUGUAGAAGACAACUGCACGAUGUCAUCCAUAGCAAGCACAGAUUAACAUAGGCGAGCGCUGCAACGUGAAGAAAAUGACAUUGUUCGGUUUUUGUGAGAUUUUUUUGUUGCUGUGAAUAAGUGCGAAAAUAAUGCAAGUAUUUUGGACCAUUUUUCUAUUUGUAACACUAUCAGCAUUUAUUCAAGCAGCCAAACGACAGACAAACAGACAAACAUGUAAAUGUUGGGAAGGAUACAGAGUGGACUUUAGUAGUACUGGACCGCAAUGUGUAGCCAUCAAUCUAUUUCAUAUUAUGCCUUGCAAUAUGAUCAAAUCGCCAAAGUGUAAAUGUACCGGACGAGUCAGCAAUAUCUUGAAGGACAGAACAGGUACUUGGUGUACACGAUAUAGAAAAGGACAAGAAUACAUGAGAUGGCCAUGUGAAAACGUACAAGAAUGGGACGAUUUCUUUAAAAAGCAUCCAGAUUUUAUUUAAUGAUUAAAUAUUUAUUAUAGCUA
Molecule: messenger RNA, 523 nt
Organism: Diabrotica virgifera virgifera (western corn rootworm)
Lineage: Eukaryota; Metazoa; Arthropoda; Insecta; Coleoptera; Chrysomelidae
Exons: 3
Coding region: 156-500 (114 amino acids)
Source: RefSeq, a predicted model, not a curated record